GUAUGUACCAGAAACCUAACAACUGGUACCCACGAAAAUGGUCAAUAGUCUCAUCACGAGGUGCCGAAGCAUUGACACCAGCGAGUAACUGCUAUGUAUGAGAAGCAUAGUCCAGGCUCACUUAAGGUCGCGUGUCCUUGUAGUUACAGGAGUACUUUAGCCUUAUAAAGCCGUCAUUUUUCCCCUAGUUGAACGUGACAGUUUCGUCUCUCUAGUAGUGCCUGUGACUAGCGAUUUUCUUCGUCAUCUGUCACCACUGAGUUAUUCCAGAACAUGCCAGGUCCCAGCGGUGAAUCAGAUUCAUAGGUUUGUGCAGACCGAUCAGGGGUGUUACGAAGUGCGGAAGCGCCGUUGCACUUUUUCCGUACCGUGGCUACAGCCAGAUUUAUUUUGGGGGAGGGAUAACUGGCCAGCUGUUGGUGAAGUGAGCACCAAAGCUCCUCUGUGAUUGAAGCCCUCACACGUAGCCGCAGGCCGGAUGAACAAUUAGUAUCAUGGAGAACACAUUGCAGACUAUCCUUUCAUUUUCCUAGUUUGGAUUCAGAUCAUGGUUUAUCUUUAAAAGUAGUCUUGCAACUCAGUCAAAGAGUGCGGUCAGCCAGUGUGCUUCGGAAUCCUUCAAAAUGAAGUUUAAUGAGCGCAACGUUGCUUACUUUGCUUCUUGCAAUUCACCAAUUGACAAGGAGGGCUUCUUACUGAAGCGCGGUGAGAUUAACCGGGGAUAUCAAAGGAGAUGGUUCGUCUUGAAGGGGAAUCUUCUGUUUUACUUGGAGAAAAAAUGUGACCGGGACCCCAUCGGAGUGAUAAUUUUGGAGGGAUGCCGGGUAGAAUUGGCAGACAGUGAGGACAGCCAGUUCACAUUCCAGAUAUCAUUCCCUGGUGAUGGAGCACGGACUUAUAUCCUGGCUGCUUAUGAUCAGGAGGACAUGGAGUCUUGGAUGAGGGCACUUGCCUGCUCCAGUUACGACUACAUGAAGGCCAUGGUGGAUGCACUUCAACGACAACUGGACGAACUUACUCAUGACUCACAUGGGGAUGGGCAGCUGCGUCAGGGACGCUUCUCCUAUGUUACCACCGGCCAACCUGACGAUCAUAAUUUGGACGAUUUCAGUGACAUCCCCAACAAGAUGGGCAUCUACAACAAGGGGAAAACUGAGUCACUAUCUCACCAGGGAGCACCCCGGCAGAAUGCCUUCCAGCGAAACUCGGUCCCGGCUGCUCAAUUCAGCAACCCUUCCUAUGCAAUCUGGGAUCCACUGGUUCCCGUCAACAACAAUAAGAGUCCUGAUCAAGGAAACAGCACUCAGUUGCACCCGCAAACGCAGUUCUUUGUUGAGAAUCACAACGGUGAUGACGUUGAUAAUGGAGAAGAGCCCAGUGUAUUGCAGGCAGAUGUAAAUGCUGCCCAGCUGAAAGGAACUGCCCCGGCGCCAAGCAACUCGGCCACUGCCCCUGGGCGCAGCACUCGGUCCGUCUUCUAUGAAAACGUGUCCUCCUCCACAUCACCUCGGCUCAUGCCUCGGAGUGGGACCACUCGAGCAAAGUUCUUCAACAAGACCUUCACCUCAGCCCAAGGUGUUGUAAGUGCCAAAACAGGACAGUCGGUGUUCCAUGACCGAGAUGUAAGGUCUUUCUCAGAAAUGCAUGCUGAGUUUGGGAUGCUAAUUGUGAAGAAAAUUAACGAGCACAGGCAAAGGAAAAUGUCUUCAUCAUCUUCCUCAUCAUAGAUCAAGAAUGUUCAUAAUUAAUCCUUCUUUGUUUUAAUUUACUGAGAGAUAAAGGAAACAGUUUAUUUAUCAUUUUAGCAAAAUCCGGUCACUUUAACAAAAUUCAUGCUAAAGAUUAAUUUUGUGUUGAAUAAUCUUCCAUUUGACAGAGUAACUUGACUGUUAACUCGAUGGAAUGACAUCGGGCACUCCUCUCAAACAAUUAUUUCAAGGUUGGGAGCAUAAUCAACUGUUGAUCAUGCCCUUUUAAUUGAUUCAUCACUUGUGCUGUUUCUAAUCCUAAUUGAAAUGGAAGACAGAAAAGGAGAAACAGUGGUCAUAAAAAGUGUUACUUUGUCACAGCAACACAUGACUGACACUGGCAACAGUUGUUCAGCUGUUGAGCAUCUGCUAAAUAAACACCUGUCAAAGUGUCCAUGUAAUCUUUUCAGGUCAUGCCACCAAAUUAGCAGGAGGGUGGCUCACAAGUUUGACUUUGGGCAACUGUAUAGUCACUUUGAAACUGUAGAAUAUCACAAACAAGGGUGGUCAGAAGACAUGCGAAGUCAAGACUUCUAUACAUGACUUUUUCCCUAAAGGGUAGCUGCAAUGCAUUAGAAAAAUACAAACCUCUGAAAUUCUCCUUAACAUCUCAGUUAACCUCAUUUUCAAUGUUUGUUUCACUAUUGAAAAGGGUAUUUUGCUGCCUUUUUCUUUUUUAUGCUCGUAAGCAUUUCCAUGUUCAUGAGUUAAAUUGUGAUGCCAUCCCAGGAAGAGCAUUUUAAUGUUGCAUUGGUUUGUACACAAAAAAACUGCUGAUUUUUUAGAAUUUGCUGGCCUCAAUUUUCAUUUCUGGGUGAUUCAUUGUUUUUUUAAGUACAAGCUAGCAUGCAACCCUUUCUCAGAAAUGUUUUCAGUGAGUUAAGUUCACAAUUGCAACAGAAAAACCUAGGCACAGACACAUCUUCCUUGAAUGACAUCACAGCAACAGUGCCCCCUGUUGUCCAGGAAAGCAUGGCCAAGAUUUAAUUUUUAAAAAAUUGCACUUUUCAGUGCAUUUAAACGAAAAGGAAUGUCAAAUAACUUUCAUACAUUUGAGAGGAGUAUAAAAUUGCACACUGGUUCCAAGAAAAAGUUAUCGCUGCUACACUUUAAUUUAGAAUUGGUGUGGACACAAGCUUUACAUGUACACAUACAUGUAGCUUCCUGAAAAUCUUCUGUCUUGAGCAAGGUUUAGGUCUUUGGGUUGGGUUGCAAACAUGUGGGUUCAUGUUGACAAAGUGACAACACAUGUAGAUCUAUGUCAUAGCCAUAGUUCUGAAAGCCCAUUUUUAAAUGUCCUAUGAGUACACAAAAGGGUAAUCUGCAUGACACUUAAUAACCAAACAGGUGUCAGAAAUUGACAUGGUGGUUGUGUUUAAGGCAAAGAUUUACUUGCCACAAUAAUAGGUUGUCUUCAUGAAUUUUCAUCCAGUUUCUGCAUUUGUAACUCUUUCUUUACAUCCAUGGAUUCCAUUUCGUCGAAACACUGAAAGUAAGUUUUAGAGAUCCAGAGUAGCACAAAAAGUUUCCACAAAAACAAAUUUUCUUGUAUUUGGUCACAAGUUAUGUCAAAUGUACAUGUGGGCGUGUUUAAUGAAAAAUAUCUUUCAACAGAAAAGUGCUUAUGUGUCCUUCUCAUUAUUCAGCUGUACACUCUCCAAUUUGAUACAGAAAUAGGGAUAAAUAUUGAAUUUGAUAGACGAAAGCUUUAUUUACCAUUGCCCAAGUGUCUGAAAGAGAUUACAGUGAGCAUGGGUUUAUGCAGGGGCUAUAUGUCCUCCUUGUGUUGUCAAAAUUAUCAUAUCCUCACUUUGGAGGUUGCGGAAGGAAAUAUCAAUUGGUUUUAAUUAGGUUUGUUGCCAAGGUUUAGAUUUGUGACGCCUGCACUCCGUGCUGAAAACAGAAAGGCUUAAAAUUAAUUCUUCACCUUACUGGGAUGUUGACAUGUACAUGUCGAUGUUAUGCCUUUUUUCAUUAGAAAAGCUCUCUCUGCCAGUUUUUGCAUGCAUGCACAAAUUCAGCACUGUUUGUUGCAGCCCACUGCCCUGUCUGAGUGUAUUUUUAAGACGUAAAUUGGUUUGAUUCACAACACCUUUUUAUACAGCACUACACAACUGUGAGGCAUACUUCAACAAAUCAAUAUUGAUUAACAUGUUAUGCCUUUAACUGUGUAAAAGCUAUGCAUCAGAAUCCAGUAAGAGUAAUGCAGUUGAAUCUAAUGGAAUCCAACAGUGAGAAUAAAAAUGACUUUUGGCCGUACUUGGAAUAAUCAAAUCCAACGGGAUAUUUGGAGGGGUUAAUUUUCUAACAAUUGUCAUUGUUAAAGUAAGAACUAUUAAAGGAAAUGGCUAUGUAUUAAUUCUUUUCUGGCUGGUAAAAAUGGUAUUCAGAGAUUGUCAGUUUUACCUUUCAUAACCAAUCAUGAUUGAUUUCAGUGGAUGCUUAAAUGAAUUUUAAUCUUAUCAAAACAGAACUAGCUGCGACUUCAAAGGUCAAAAUGACAUGUACGUGUAUACAAGGAACUAUUGAUAAAUUAAUGCAACAGUGCUGAUACAUGCACAGUCCGUGUUAUGAUAAAUACCCAAUAUUUUGUCCUACAACCUGCUACAGUAAUUUCUAGUUUCUUCUUUUUAAAAAGUGUUCUACAUGUACAUGUGCUUUUGUAUGUGGCCCACAUGGUAUUGUAUUACGUGGUUGUGUAAUGUGUUUGCUGUUUAUUUGUGGUAAAAGUUUAUAUUUGCGAGAUGUUUGUUUACAUGUAAGUGUUUUUGCUUUAAAGAGUUGGCUCAUAUAUGAUAAAUCAUAGUUUGUUGUUCUUGUUUAAUUGCUUGCUAAUUACUUGACAUUGUUUCUCUAGCCAUGUAGGGGCUUUCUGUGCAUCUCCUGUCGAUUUAGUGAAAUGUACACAGAAUGGACACAAGAACUUGAAAGUCCUGGAUUGAAGGGGCCUCGGUUGGCUCCUUGAUUCGUGCUACUCACAUGUCAGUUAGCCAAGCUGAUUUAUUUAUUGAUCAAGUUAAAAACCUUUUGAUCAGAAUAAAAUAUCACAUUCACAGAGCACCCUGUAUUCCUCGGUCUUGAUUCUGAUGUUAACAAGAUGAUGCAGGUCAUGGAAUAAGUGAUAAAUGCAUGUAUCACAGUUAUUAUGUUAUAGUUAAUUUUUCAAGUAAAGUCAAACAAAGAUCACCGUUAAUACAAGGUCUUAUUUAUAAUAAGUACAAUUUUCGGUUCCAAGUCGUUGAUUUUCUUUGUUUUCCAUUACUGAUAAUACGAGGUUACUAUUAUAACAAGGUAACUUGUCAAGUCUCAAGGACCUUGUGAAAGCAGUGUUCUACUUUGUAUUAGGAUUGUUGAACCACAGUGAUAGAAUAUUCAAUAAAAAAUCCUUGAUGUGAAAUCGAUAGAACAACCAUGAAACUCCCUGUAAAAUUACUCUUCUGGCACUUUUUUCGGAAUUCAAGAAUCUAUGCGGCACAGUUAUCUGUCAGAUGUUUACGCAAUGCCAUCAUGAGUUAUUACUUUUUUCUUUGUAUGUAGAGAGAGCAGUCAGCCUAAAAUCAGGUUUAUAUAUAUAAGCAUAUGUACAUCCGUUUGAAUAUUCAGACCAGGAAAGCAGAAUUUUCUCUUUGAUUCUAGAGAGCUUUACCACAGUUAAAAUGAUAUUUCCCCCCCCCUAAAUUUCUGUGUCACUACAUGGAAUUAUUUCGUAACGGACUAAACCAGUCAUUCUGUUGUAAAAGGAACUUUGUUUUGGUUCAUGUAUUGGAAUUUUUAAUGCCUUACUGGAGAUUUGGUUGUAAUUUAUGUAUUUGCCAUUUAUGAAUAUGCAACAUGUAAUAAGUCGAUACAUAUACUCUAUAUCAUCUGUUCUGAUGUACUUUCAAAUAAAAAUAUCACAGUAAUGUAUA
Acanthaster planci (crown-of-thorns starfish) is the source of this 5656-nucleotide messenger RNA. RefSeq lists its product as uncharacterized. The record is from RefSeq and is a predicted model, not a curated record. Lineage: Eukaryota; Metazoa; Echinodermata; Asteroidea; Valvatida; Acanthasteridae. Gene Ontology annotation, cellular component: trans-Golgi network; early endosome; recycling endosome. Gene Ontology annotation, biological process: receptor recycling; retrograde transport, endosome to Golgi; endosome organization.